CAUAUGCCUAUUUGCGAAAUUUGUUUUAUUGAUGACAAGCUUGUAAUUUGGUAUUCAUAUAUUCAAAUUCAAAAUUUAGUCCUAAAUGCUUUCGAAACGUUUGCUCAUUGUGCAAUAAAUUAUCGGAAUGCGAUGUUUGUGUUUUAAUUGAAAUGAAAUUCACAUAUGUAAUUAUCACAUAUAUAUAUUUUAGCUAUAUUAAUAACACAAAACAUAGAUUGAAGAGCAAGAAUAUUAGCUAAAUUAAAUUAACGAAAAGAUUAAUACUCUUAAUGAAGAAAUAUCUUUAAUAUAGAAAGCAAGUUCUCUGCUCAAAAGGAACUAAAAUUAGAAAAGUGAAUCACUAGAGUUUUAAAUGAGUGAAACCAUUAUUGAUAAAUAGCAUGAGCUUGAAGAUCUAGAAACCGAAAUUGAAAACUAAAAAGUAAAGUAGAUCGAUUUUAGUUGAUUUUAGUUGAUAAUUCCAAUGAAGAAUUAAAUGCAUUAAUAAGCUAGCAGUUAAAAUUGUAGACUUAAAAUAAAGAGCUAGAUUUAAAAAUCAAUGAAGCAGAGAAAGAGUAUGAGGUCUUGCAGGAAACUCUAAAUUUAAAGAAAUAGCAAAUCUAUUAGAUUUUAUAAACACUGAAAAACAAAACUAGUCUAUUAAGAGGCAGCUAAGAGGAAAAGCAUUAUUCUUAAAGUAAUUUAAGAAUGACUCUUCCUAAUAAACAGCAAAAGACUAUCUCUACCGAAGAAAAAGUUCAAAAUCCAGGGUAAAUAACAAUAUUAGAUUCUAUAUAGAUUAUGUGCUGGAUAAUGCAUCAUAUAAUGA
Molecule: messenger RNA, 811 nt
Organism: Paramecium sonneborni
Lineage: Eukaryota; Ciliophora; Oligohymenophorea; Peniculida; Parameciidae
Source: the annotation of a GenBank genome assembly